Messenger RNA from Paramacrobiotus metropolitanus, 938 nucleotides. RefSeq names its product peptidyl-tRNA hydrolase 2, mitochondrial-like. Gene Ontology annotation, cellular component: cytosol; mitochondrion. NCBI's taxonomy places the organism in Eukaryota, Metazoa, Tardigrada, Eutardigrada, Parachela, Macrobiotidae. The transcript is spliced from 4 exons. Gene Ontology annotation, molecular function: peptidyl-tRNA hydrolase activity. The record is from RefSeq and is a predicted model, not a curated record. Bases 81 to 782 code for a protein of 233 amino acids.
UUUAAUCUUUCAGCAAAUAUAUAUCGUAGGAUUAGGGCACUUUUUUGAUCCUUUUUUUGGCAGAACAACCCGUUACAACCAUGAUAGUGUUACGUUUAGGUUGUUGGUGCGCGUUGGAGGAUCAGCAUAACGUUGAAGUAAAAAUGCUUUGUCCGCUACAGGUGGCGAUUUCAGAAAAACCUUCAAUACGAGUCAAUAUUAGUCAGUGCCACGAACUUAUCCCACACAGCGUAACAUUCGCGAAAGGAAUUAUGGGCGACGCGAAGGAUUCGCAGGGAAGCAAUGGAAUAUUGAGCUCUUCUAACAUGUGGCUAGCAUCGGGAGCUUGUUUGGGUUUCGCGCUUGGCUGGAUUCUGCGGGGAAGAACCGGGUCGUCUGUAUUUCGGAAAAUCCGUACAGUUGCGAAUUAUGCAGCUGCGCAUGGAAAUGUGCCGCAAACUAAACUCGUCCUGGUGGCUCGUGGCGAUCUGGAUAUGUCAAGAGGAAAAUUAGCAGCUCAUUGCGCCCACGCCGCAGUUGGGGCCGUGGAAAAUUUUAACGCUGAUCGUGCGAUUUUACAGCUAUGGCUGAGUACCGGACAAGCUAAAGUGGUGCUGCGAGGACGUGAUGCCAAACAUUUGAACGAUAUCGAAGCUACUUGCAAGGCCAGCGGGUUAAAUGCAUUUUUGGUGCACGACGCUGGUCGUACGGAACUGGCAGCGGGAACGUCCACUGUCUUGGCUGUCGGACCAGCAGAAGUGCAGAAGAUCGACACCGUUACUCGAUCCCUGAAACUGCUAUGAACAGACGGUAUAUUAUUGCUUGUUGGCAAAAUGAAGCCCGAGCUGACUGACUGGAUCAUUAUCCAUGUUUCCAUUGUCCGUACGCCAAAACAGGCGAAAUCCGAAGAUCUUGUUCUGGAACGCCUAUUAGAAGACGCCGAAGCCAAUCUGCAGUGG